Alternaria alternata is the source of this 904-nucleotide messenger RNA. RefSeq lists its product as hypothetical. Bases 331 to 705 code for a protein of 124 amino acids. NCBI's taxonomy places the organism in Eukaryota, Fungi, Ascomycota, Dothideomycetes, Pleosporales, Pleosporaceae. The transcript has a single exon. The record is from RefSeq and is a predicted model, not a curated record.
UAGUCGUUGCCCGUCACGGGACGGUGCGAGCAGAAGUUUCGAACCGGGAUGCUCGAUGUCGCAAGCUCAACUAAGCUGAGUCGAGCAAUUGCGGGCCCUGACCUUGUCCCUUCCUUGUCUACUCAUGUUAGCGUACCGCUCUUUGUCUUUCUCUCGCUUUUGGCUUCGCAAGUGCAUCUCCGGAGAGGACAAGUCCGGAUCUCAUAGUAUAGCUGUAGUGUGUGUAGGUAGUGCUUACUAAAAAAAAUCGAUGGAAGAUAAGCUAGGAAAGCGAGGGUGCUAAGCGCCUCCAAGGCAGUUUUCCGCUGCCCUUGCAUCGCACUGCUAGACAUGGCUGGCUGGCUGUCACAUCCGCUUGGCACCAACCCACGGUCUCAUUUUUUUUGCGUGCUUGCGGGAGCAAGCACACGACGCACAACUCCACAAGUUUUUCUUGUUGGCCAGGUCAAAUGUGCUGUGCUGUUGCCGCUGUCCGUCCGGCAAAAGGAUUCUGACCCUGGACCCAUUUCCUCCGUGCCAUCCCUUGCAAUGCACCAACACACAUGCCAUGCUGUAACCGAUAUGUCAAAUGUGCCACGUACGCCUGCAACCCCAUCAGUUCCGCCGCCCGAGCCGUGUGUGCUCGCGUGUCGAAAUCUGCGUUCCCAUCACACAUCUCAUCACAAGAAUGGUAGGAAGCAAGCAGCCUUGCCUUCCUCAUCCUAAUGAACUACGCUACAUGCGCCGAUUGAAUCGUCUUCAUCCCUGCCGUGCGUAACCGCAAUAGCCAUAAUCAUGAUCCCACAACACGCCAUAUCAUCCUAUACCUGACUACGCUACUUCCCACCACCACCAACAAAACUAUCGACAAGCUCUCAGCGCUUAAAAUCAUUGUAUGCACAUACCCCUCCCUCCCCCCCAUCCA